Betta splendens (Siamese fighting fish) is the source of this 8654-nucleotide messenger RNA. It is a transcript of the gene unc13a, whose product is annotated as unc-13 homolog A (C. elegans). The record is from RefSeq and is a predicted model, not a curated record. Gene Ontology annotation, molecular function: calmodulin binding; calcium ion binding; syntaxin-1 binding. Gene Ontology annotation, biological process: neuromuscular junction development; synaptic transmission, glutamatergic; synaptic vesicle maturation. NCBI's taxonomy places the organism in Eukaryota, Metazoa, Chordata, Actinopteri, Anabantiformes, Osphronemidae. Bases 328 to 5769 code for a protein of 1813 amino acids. The transcript has 43 exons. Gene Ontology annotation, cellular component: presynaptic active zone cytoplasmic component; plasma membrane; terminal bouton.
UGUCCACACAGUGAUGGUGCUGAAGCUGUACAAGAUGGCUGUGUGUUGGGGAGUGGAGAGCUGAGAGCGAAACGGGGAAAGAGGCUCGAAUUUAGACCGACACUCAUUCAAAAAGAGAAAGCAUCGUGACCCUGACGUUCACUCCGGCUUUGUGAACUUCCAGCUUUAUUGUUUGUUUUUUUAUCGUAACGAGGUCCGGCAGCUUGUGCCAACGGCGGCUGGCUGCUUCCUCUCCAGGAUUGACUCCCAAGCUGCACACUGCAUAGAUUAGCUCUAUUAGGAAGCUGGUGAAGAGCCUGGACCCUGUCAGAAAGGCGCGCAUAAGAAAUGUCAUUGCUGUGCGUUGGAGUGAAGAAAGCCAAACUUGAUGGACCCCAAGAGAAAUUUAACACAUACGUGACGCUGAAGGUGCAAAAUGUCAAGAGCACCACCAUCGCUGUGCGCGGCAGCCAGCCGUGCUGGGAGCAGGACUUCAUGUUCGAAAUAAACCGCCUGGACCUGGGCCUGACAGUGGAGGUGUGGAACAAAGGGCUGAUCUGGGACACCAUGGUGGGCACCUUGUGGAUCCCCCUGGACAGCAUAAGGCAGUCCAACGAGGAGGGGCCCGGUCAGUGGCUGACCCUGGACUCCAACGUGAUCAUGGCCGAGAACGAGAUUUGUGGAACCAAAGACCCGACAUUUCACAGGCUGCUACUCGACACGCGCUUUGAAUUACCACUAGACAUUCCGGAGGAAGAGGCCAGAUACUGGGCCAAGAAGCUCGAACAACUGAAUGCCAUGAGAGAUCAAGACUACGCCUAUCAGGAGGAACAGGAGCGACCGCUACACGCCCCGUCGACACAAUGCUGUAAUUGGAGUCUGUGGGGGGAUCAGCAAAACGACGACCCGGACAGCGCCGUGGACGACAGGGACAGCGACUACCGCAGCGAGACCAGCAACAGCAUCCCCCCGCCCUACUACACCACCUCCCAGCCCAACGCGUCCAUGCACCAGUACCCCAUGAGGCACCAGCACUACCGCAACGCCUACGGCGACGACGUGCACGAGCUGGACUACGACCACAGAGCCAUGAGACGCUAUGAUAGUUUAGACUCAGCCACCAACGGGCGCAGCGACGGCGACUCAGGCUCAGGGUCGAGCCGGCGCACCAGCCGUCAGUAUUCUCUAGACAGUAGGCAUUCACUGUCCGAUAGUCCCACAGACAGCCGCUACGCCUCGUCGGGCGAGCUGAGCCGCGGGAGCUCCCAGCUCAGCGAGGAGUUCGUGCCCGAGGACGACGAGAACGACUCGUACCACUCCUGCCACUCGUCGGUCAGCUACGGCAAGGAGGACUCCCCCGGCUGGGACGCCGACGAUGCCCAGGGCGUCUACAGCGACGAAGGUGGCUACCUGAAAGACGGGGGGGAGGAGGGGGCGUUGUACGACGAAGAGGAGGGAGGCAUGUACGGGGAUGAAGGCGGGUACAACUACGAGGAUGAGGAGGAGAUGCCGUACGAGGAGGAUGAAGACAUGUAUCCACUGGACGGCGCUCUGAGCGAGGACCAGGAGCCGCCCUACACCCCCACGCCCACGAGCACCGCCGCAGGGUGGGCCCUGAUGCCCGGCGCCGACGGCCUGUCCGCCGCCAGGCCGCCGCUGGAGAAGCAGCCGUCGCUGCAUCAGCAGCGGCCGGCCCAAGAGCAGGCCCCGCCCCCCGGCGCCGCCCCCGGCCUGCUGUCACAGGACGACAAGCCUCCCUUCAGCUCAGAUUCCCCCAAAGCCCCCUUCACGCCCACCCAGCCCGACCUGUCCGCCUCCACACCCACUCCCACCACGGCGUCCCAGCUCCCGGCUCCAGACUCCAAGCUGCUGGAGCCGGAGCCCAAAGCGGAGGUGCCGCUGGACGAACGCCCGCCCCCGGAGCCGGCGGCGGCGGAGGGCGCCCCCCCCGCUGCCGAGGAGAAGCCAGAAGAGGCUCCUGUUUCACUGUUCCCAAAGAGAGAACUGAUGGAGCCCGGUCACGCCAGAGCCAAGGCCAACUGGCUGCGCCUCUUCAGCAGAGUGCGACUGCAGCUGCAGGAGGCCCGAGGAGAAAGUGUUGGCAUCGCCUCUCUGCUUUUAUCCGCAGGGAUGGGUGGCGCUCUGUAUAGCAUCGACAGCAUGCCAGACCUCAGGAAGAGGAAAGCCAUGCCGCUGGUCAGAGAUCUGUCGUUGGUCCAGAACUCCAGGAAGGCAGGCAUAACCUCAGCCUUGACAUCCAGCACCCUACACAACGAAGAGCUGAAGAGCCACGUCUAUAAGAAGACCCUCCAGGCGCUCAUCUACCCCAUCUCCUGCACCACGCCGCACAACUUUGAGGUGUGGACCGCCACCACCCCCACCUACUGCUACGAGUGCGAGGGCCUGCUGUGGGGCAUCGCCCGCCAGGGCAUGCGCUGCACCGAGUGCGGGGUCAAAUGUCACGAGAAGUGUCAGGACCUGCUCAACGCCGACUGUCUGCAAAGGGCAGCGGAGAAGAGCUCCAAGCAUGGCGCCGAGGACCGAACCCAGAACAUCAUCAUGGUCCUCAAGGACCGCAUGAAGAUCCGUGAGAGGAACAAGCCGGAGAUCUUUGAACUCAUUCAGGAGGUGUUCGCCGUCCUCAAGUCCACACAUGUCACGCAAAUGAAGCAGAUCAAGCAGAGCGUGCUCGACGGCACCUCCAAAUGGUCGGCCAAGAUCAGCAUCACAGUGUUGUGCGCCCAGGGUUUACAAGCCAAGGAUAAAACCGGAUCCAGUGAUCCGUACGUCACCGUCCAGGUGGGAAAAACCAAGAAGAGGACCAAGACCAUCUACGGCAACCUCAACCCUGUGUGGGAGGAGACCUUUAAUUUUGAGUGCCACAACUCCUCAGACCGCAUCAAGGUGCGCGUGUGGGACGAGGACGAUGACAUCAAGUCCCGCGUGAAGCAGAAAUUCAAGCGCGAGUCGGACGAUUUCCUGGGUCAAACGAUCAUCGAGGUCCGAACUCUCAGCGGAGAGAUGGACGUGUGGUAUAACCUCGACAAGCGAACAGACAAGUCGGCCGUGUCCGGGGCCAUUCGCAUGCACAUUAAUGUGGAGAUCAAAGGGGAGGAGACGGUCGCCCCCUAUCACGUCCAGUACACCUGCUUACAUGAAAACCUCUUCCACUACGUGACGGACAUCCAGAACAAUGGCGUGGUGAAGAUCCCCGAUGCUAAAGGAGAUGAUGCAUGGAAGGUUUAUUUCGAGGAGACUCCCCAGGAGAUUGUAGACGAGUUUGCCAUGCGCUACGGCGUGGAAUCCAUCUACCAGGCCAUGACCCACUUCGCUUGCCUGUCGUCUAAGUACAUGUGCCCAGGUGUGCCUGCGGUGAUGAGCACCCUGCUGGCUAACAUCAAUGCCUACUACGCCCACACCACCCAGGCAACCAACAACGUAUCUGCCUCCGACCGCUUUGCUGCUUCUAACUUCGGGAAAGAGCGAUUCGUGAAGCUCCUGGAUCAGCUGCACAACUCCCUGAGGAUUGACCUGUCCAUGUACCGAAAUAACUUCCCAGCCAGCAGUCCUGAGAGGCUCCAGGACCUCAAGUCCACAGUGGACCUGCUCACCAGUAUCACCUUUUUCAGGAUGAAGGUCCAAGAGCUUCAGUCUCCACCCAGAGCCAGUCAGGUUGUGAAGGACUGUGUCAAAGCCUGCCUGAACUCCACCUACGAGUACAUCUUUAACAACUGCCAUGAGCUCUACAGCCGCGAGUAUCAGACGGACCCGGCCAAGCAGGGAGCUGUGCCUCCAGAGGAGCAGGGACCCAGCAUCAAGAAUCUGGACUUUUGGUCCAAACUCAUCACACUCAUCGUCUCCAUUAUCGAGGAGGAUAAAAACUCCUAUACCCCCUGCCUGAACCAAUUCCCCCAGGAGCUCAACGUGGGUAAAAUCAGCGCUGAAGUGAUGUGGAACAUGUUUGCUCAGGAUAUGAAGUAUGCGAUGGAGGAACACGAGAAGAAUCGCCUGUGCAAGAGCGCAGACUACAUGAACCUGCACUUCAAAGUCAAGUGGCUGUACAACGAGUACUGCAAAGACCUGCCCUUCUUCAAGAGCAGAGUGCCCGAAUACCCCGCCUGGUUCGAGCCCUUCGUCAUCCAGUGGCUGGACGAGAACGAGGAGGUGUCUCGGGACUUUCUGCACGGUGCUUUGGAGAGAGACAAAAAAGACGGGUUCCAAGUCACAUCCGAGCACGCUCUGUUCUCGUGUUCGGUGGUGGACGUGUUUUCUCAGCUCAACCAGAGCUUUGAGAUCAUCAGGAAGCUAGAAUGUCCGGAUCCGCAGAUUGUAGGACACUACAUGAAGCGAUUUGCCAAGACCAUCAGUAACGUCCUCCUGUCCUACGCUGACAUCAUCUCCAAGCUGUUUGCCAACUAUGUAACCAUGGAGAAAGUGCCCUGCAUCCUCAUAAACAACAUCCAGCAGCUGAGAGUUCAGCUGGAGAAGAUGUUCGAAGCCAUGGGCGGAAAGGAUCUGUGCGUGGAGGCCAGCGACAUCCUGAAGGACCUGCAGGUGAAGCUCAACAACGUCAUGGACGACCUCAGCAGGGUGUUCGCCGUCAGUUUCCAGCCUCACAUCGAGGAGAAUGUGAAGCAGAUGGGGGACAUCUUGGCGCAGGUGAAGGGAACCUCUAACGUGGGCAACGCCAGCAGCGUGGCCCAGGACGCCGACAACGUGCUGCAGCCCAUCAUGGAGUUUCUAGACAGCAACCUGAGUCUUUUUGCUAAGAUCUGUGAGAAGACUGUGCUGAAGCGUGUGCUAAAGGAGCUGUGGAAGCUGGUGAUGAACACCAUGGAGAAGACCAUCGUGCUGCCGCCGCUCACGGACCAAACGGGGAGGCUGAAGAGUGCUUCUCACAGUGAUGGCACUCAGCUCAUCUUUAACGCUGCCAAAGAGCUGGGGCAGCUGUCCAAGCUGAAGGAGCACAUGGUGCGUGAGGAGGCCAAGGCGCUCACACCCAAGCAGUGCGCGGUGAUAGAGCUCGCUCUGGACACCAUCAAGCAAUACUUCCACGCCGGUGGUGUGGGCCUGAAGAAGACCUUCCUGGAGAAGAGUCCUGACCUCCAGUCUCUGCACUACGCCUUGUCCCUCUACACACAGGCCACCGACAAACUCAUUAAAACCUUUGUCCAGUCACAGAACUCACAAGUGUUCGGCGGGAAGGGGGUGAGAUUCACCUCUAGUGAGGAUGUUUACCCAGACAAGGGCUCCGGAGUGGACGACGCCGUGGGAGAGGUUUCCAUCCACGUGGAGAUCUUCACACACCCCAACACCGGGGAGCACAAGGUCACAGUGAAAGUGGUGGCUGCCAACGACCUGAGGUGGCAGACGCAGGGCAUAUUCCGGCCGUUCGUGGAGGUCUACAUCAUCGGGCCUCACCUCAGCGACAAGAAGAGGAAGUACGCCACCAAGUCCAAGAACAACAGCUGGGCCCCGAAGUACAACGAGACCUUCAGCUUCACCUUGAGCAACGAGGGGGGCCCGGAGUGCUACGAGCUGCAGGUGUGCGUGAAGGACUACUGCUUCGCGCGGGAGGACCGCACCGUGGGCAUGGCCGUGCUGCAGCUGCGGGACGUGGCCUCCAAAGGCAGCGUGGCCUGCUGGCUGCCGCUGGGCAAGCGCAUCCACAUGGACGAGACGGGCCUCACCGUGCUGCGCAUCCUGUCGCAGCGCAACAACGACGACGUGGCCAAGGAGUUCGUCAAGCUCAAGUCGGACCAGCGCUCGGCGGAGGAGGGCCGCAGCUAAGGCGCCGGCCCGAUGAUCCGGUGUCGUGAGAGCACAGUCGGCGCACGUUCAGAGCUGUAAAUACGUUCAACUUAGUGGAAAAGAUGAGACGCUAAGCAAAGCAUCACCUUAGGUUUCUUUAAAAAAAAGCAAAUCACUAGUGUCUUUACUGUUGCAGAUUAUAUCCACCUACUUCUAAAGAACAAUGCAUCCUAGUAGAGUUUAAUCAUAGUGUGUGUAUCAGCUCUCCUCUGGUCAGAGGUGAGUGCUGCCAUUCCCACACUAACACACACCUCAUUGAUCUGGUCAAGGGGAGUCCAAGUAUCUCGUAGCCUUUAAUACUUUGGCUUUCUUUGCCUUUACCUUCACCCAGCCUUCCCCCUUCCCCUCUUUCUGGUUCCCUGGCCUGCAUCCGCUCAGAGAAGCGACCGCUAGUGCCAACUAUUAAUUGCUGAAAUAUAUGAAGGACCAACUGUACCACUGACCACGACCAACAACGGCUGCUCAGCCUCAAACAUUCCAGAUAUCAGGGUGUGGAACAGAUACCGGGAAGGAAGCACUAUUUAGUUACCAUCAUUUGAAUAUUUAUUUACUGACCUCUUCCAAAUUAUAUUUAUAUUUGGAUAAUUCUAUAGUAAAGUAUUAUAUAUAAAGGACAUGUGUAAAGUUAUACAGGCGUAUUCAGACGUGUGGAAAGAUUGUCCUUGUCUGUCUCUAUGUACUUGGUAACAGAGCACACUGCCUGACACCCUCUAUGCCUUCUGUCUUGACCCUUGUACCGUGCGUCCGUCUCCUCUUUAGAGAGAAACCUGAUGAAAGCACGCCUUUAAGCACUGUGAUUCAUCAGCGUGUGUGUGAUUGUGUGUGUGUGUGUGUGUGUGUGUGUGUGUGUGUGUGUGUGUGUGUGUGUGUGUGUGUGAUCUGCAUUUGAGCAGACGCGAGCGUGUUUGUUCGUACGUUGUCCUCCUGUCGCCACCCGUGUUGCCUGUUACCUGCGAGUGUAAUCACAGAAAGCCAUCACAAACAACAAAGCAUCACAGGGGGGAGUUCAUGUCCAGACUGUGGAGGAAGCGUCUCUGCUGUAGGGCGGUUCGAGCUCGUGUCUUCUUUGUGCGACUAGAACACAUUCCAUGGCUUUACAGAUCUAGACUAAGUGCACGACGGGAAGACUGAUUCCUUAAAAAUAAUUCAAAAGCUGCGUGCUGCAGGACGCCCCUGUUUGAAAAGCAUGGUCUGUGUGGGUUAAAUGUAAAGCCUUGAGCCCAGGGAGAGCAUGAACCACUACUACUAGUACGUGAACCCUAAUAAUUCAGCUGCAGGUGCUCCAACCCCUGAUACCAAGAAGUCAGACCUCUGCUAAAGGGCUGCAGAUCCAGACCUCACCCCAUCUGGAUCUGAUAUUUAAAAGAGGGCCUAUAGUUUAAUCAGUGGAGGGUAGAAGCAUUAGAAGCACAGGGUCUCGCACCCACAAUAACACAUUUAUAGCUCAUUCUGUUCAUCUGUGAAUUCUUGUUCAUGGAGACUAAUUACGCCUGCUUUCAAAACGUCCUGCAGCCGAAGGUGUGGGUUUCGCGCGAGGCUGCGCUGCUCGGCCCGACUCCUCACGCCGCGUCUGUUUGAGAACAAAAAACACAUGCUUGUCGCAAAUGAAAGCGCGUUGAGGCGAGGGAACGUUUCCUGACGGGAUCUUCAGCGCUUCAACAAAAGUCAAGGUUUGAUUGCGACCAAGCGGUCACUAGUGCAGGUCACCCCCCCUCAAAGCACUUGAUCAUGUAAGAAUCAUCUACCACGGUGUAAUGACUGAACUCUAUGCAUCUAACCUGUCAUUUCUGAAGCAGUCUUAUAAUGUUUACAUUGUGGGUUUAAUAUUCUAAUUAUAUCAGCACAAGUGUCUGUCUGAUAUGUUGUAAAUGCUGUCUCUCUUCUCGUAAUGGGCCAAAUAUUGCAGCUGUAAUCGAGCUGAUCAGUGACUGAACUUUGUCUGUGCUGCUUUUUAGCACAGGGAAAAAUAAUCUGGAACAGAAACAUCUGUUGGUGCCGUGAUGUCGUUGUAAAUAGCUCGAAUGGAACAAACGUGUUAGAGUACGUGCUGAGUGACGUUUGCUGCUCUUUUUUUUUUUUUGGGCGGUUGGGCCUUAAGCAUGAGUGGGGGCCCGAACUGGAGAUGUAGCUAUUGUUGAUACAGAUGUGGGCGGACACAGGAAGGCCAUGUUCACACCAGAGAUUAACGACACGUUGAUGGGCUCCAUUUAGUGCCUGUUCUCACAUGCGAACAGGGUCUUUUAUUUUGGAGGACUUCAGCACAGUAUUUUAUUAUCUUUAAAUAACAGAUACAACAGCUGGAAAAGCCACGAAACAAAUCUCUCUGUGCUGGUGACGGCGAUGCUUGGGCUGAGGAAGUUCCUCCCUGCCUGCGUACCGGGCACCGGGCCGGCACGAGAGACAGGAAUGCACACGGGAGCUAAAGGACAAACGGGGGAAGCACAAUAAAAAGCACAGGAACACAAAGCGGACAGAUGUGCAUGAUCUGUCCAGCUGUCAGGCCACACAGUCAGACACCUGCACAGCGACGCUGGUCCUGUACUUCCAGUAAUGGUGCAUGAUAGGAACAAAACAAAAAAAAGUAUUGUGCCAGCACGCAUAAUUAUUUGAUGUUAAUUGCCAAUUGUUGUCUACUUAAUUUUGAUAUUUCAUUAUUUUCUAUUUUUCAAAUGGUUGUGAAUAUAUAAAUAUGUAUUACUGAUGAUGUGUAGUGGUACAAAGUACUCGCAUGAGAAUUUUUUUAUACACAAGAUGUUUCUAAUUUUUUUUUUUUUAUUAUGAUUGUUCUUAUUGGGGGCUGAGGUUAGUGGGACUGCAGUCUCAUCAAUGUGUUUCUGCUUCCAAUAAAAUGAAGAAGAAAAAGA